Molecule: messenger RNA, 2371 nt
Organism: Syngnathus acus (greater pipefish)
Lineage: Eukaryota; Metazoa; Chordata; Actinopteri; Syngnathiformes; Syngnathidae
Product: platelet glycoprotein Ib alpha chain
Exons: 5
Coding region: 142-1938 (598 amino acids)
Molecular function (GO): protein binding
Source: RefSeq, a predicted model, not a curated record
CACAUGUAAUUUCCAUAGCAACACAACGAGUUAUCAAAAAACACACUUCCUGCUGUCAAUCAAAGUGCACACACACACACACAAAUGCGCAGCCAUACGUGGAGAGCAUUUCAUUAGCGUCACUCGAGUGUCACCAUCAGCAUGAAGCUCUUCUUCUUCGUUGUCCUCCUCUGCGCCAACUUCAACGUAGUUACGGCCGUGUAUGGUUGCCAUACCGACCGGGAUACGUACCACCGUGUGCGGCUCAACUGCACAGCGGCCGGUCUCAACGGCCUUCCUAUGGAUCUCGAACGCACCACUGAGGUUCUCUUGUUCCCCAGGAACCAGUUUUCCAGCCUACCCUGGGAAUCCUACCAGAUCUUCAGCAAGCUCUACGAACUGGACCUGACAGGCAACGAGCUGGGUCAGGUGAUGGUGAGCACCACGCCGCUUCUGCCUGGGCUCAGUGUCCUCAGACUGGGCCGCAACCGCCUCACAUCUCUGGCCGGCGGGGCCUUCUCGGCUUGCCUCGCCCUGACACAGCUCUACCUGGAAGACAACGCCAUCGAGUCUCUGAGCGACGACACAUUUGCCGGACUCAGCAAGUUGGAGGUUAGCUGUCAACACACUCGACUUCUUCAAAGAAAAUCCCUUUCGUUUUCUGUUCUUCCACAUCGUUCCUUUCAGGUCCUCGACCUGAAGUCCAAUCGCAUCAGGGUUCUCCCGCCGCUCUUGCUCCGCCCCCUGGUUGCCAUAGAAACACUCUACCUAGAAACCAAUCAGAUCAGCGAGGUACCGGACGAUUGGUUCAACCCGAGAGAAGACGUGCCCUACCUGUACCUCUCCGACAACCCGUGGGCGUGUUCCUGCAGCCUGAUGUAUCUAUACACGUACUUGCAAGACUUCUAUUUCAACUUCUACGUGCGCGAUGGGAAGAUCAUCUCGAGAGAGCCACAGAGUUUGGUGUGCCAGUCGCCGCAGCAAUCUAAAGGUCGAGCGAUCAUCCAACUGAACCUGGAUGACUUCUGUCAUCCUACGCUGCCGCAGACUGCCACCACCUCCACCACCACCACCACCACCACCACCUCCACCACCACCACCACCACCACCACCACCCUAGCGCCCAGCCCCACCUUCAGGGUCACCGAGGGUCCAGAUGAGGAGAGUGAGGAGAGCAGAGGCGAUGGGGCCAUUUUUGGGCCGCUUGCAAUGACUACUUCCAGCACUUCACUUCCUGACCACUCUAGCCCCACAACCGCCCUGUCCAGCUUUACGACUUCGACCGCAUCACUUCCUACGACCGAGUCACUUCCGACAACUCAAAUGGCGUCGCUUCCUGCUACUACAGAGUCACUUCCGAUCACUCCGACGGCAUAUCUUCCUUCUGCUUCCACAGCUGUAACUGCCACCAGCUUUCAGGUUCCACGGACAUGGGGAUGGGACGAAGGUGGCGCCACGCCCCUCCGCCACGUGCCAGGCACCGGUGUGUUUUGUGUGUGGUUGUUCGCCGGUAUCGCAUGUCUGUGUGCAAUGGGGGCGGUGAGUUCCCUCAUGACUGUCAUUCGACUGGUGGUCUUGUACAGGGCAGCGUACAAGCCACUGAGCGCGGUGAGCGGGGGCAGAUCCCGCCAGGUGAGGCUCUACGGCGGCACUACAGCGGUUUAUCGUUCAGUUCUCUUUGUGAGCCGCGAAGAGGAGGGUGAUGGUCCAAGGCAGGUGUACAGGACAUCCCUGCACCGUACGCCCGGGACACAGGUGGCCCUGCAGCAAUGGAGUGAUGUGUUGGGAGAACGUCAGAACGGCGAGGGGGGUGCGGGGUGGAGGCAGCGCUUUAGCGUGCUUCUGCGGCAGGAGAGGGAGGGGCCAGACGGCAGGAGAGAGGAGCGAGAUUGGGUGGUGGGUGCUUGGCUAGCGCAAAACCUACCCAGCGUGACCGCUGACUGUCAGCCCUCCCACUGAGGUCCUCACUUUGAUUCCUGUUUGCAAAGUAACGCUAACAAGGUUUUCUUUCAAAGUUUUAAUUUUUAGAACCCAGAGCCCAAUGCGUUUGCGCACGCGUGCUCACAAGGCCAAGAAUGAUUUCUGGGAAUUGUGUAACUUUUUAGUCAAUAUUUAUACAUUUAGAUUCAUUUAUAUUCACUGUCAAAUCAGCCUCCGGUACGAAGUUUCGUACGGGUAGGACAUUUUGGCAAAACAUCGGAGUGACUCCUGAUGUUGCUCGUAUUAACCUUUGUCCUUUCCCUCGGUUUUAAGAUCAUGACAAUAAAUGUGUUGAAGAAAUAUACAAUUUUAGUGUAUUUAUUUUUCAUUCGUCUGAAGCUUUCUUCUAUCAGGAAACUGUGAAGUGCUUUGUGAUGUUUGUUUACUUAUUUGUAAUCUUAUUAAAGUAGCA